AUGGCAGAACAUCUGUCCCAGAGCGAACUGGACUACCCCUUUAAACUGCUGGAGUAUUUCAAUGGAUUCAGAGUCUCAAAGGUUAUCUUCUCAGCCUGUGAGUUGGGGGUUUUUGACCUCCUGCUGCUGUCCCAGAAGCCUCUGUCUGCGGAGCUCGUGGCCCAGGAGCUGGGCGCCAGCGUGGACGGGAUUGAACGCCUUCUGGACGUACUGGUGGGAGUCGACAUCCUGGAGGUGGAGCAGAUAGACGGGACAGCCUGUUACAGCAGUACUGAUGUGGCCAACCUCUACCUGGCCAAGGGCAGCGCCAAGUCUCUUCAUGACAUGAUCAUCUACCAAUCACAGACCAUCUACCCUCUGUGGAACAACAUGGUGCACGCUGUCAGAGAGGGGAAAAACCAAAAUGAAAAAACAUUUGGCAUCUCACCUGAAGACAUCUUCCAAACCAUCUACAGGUCAGAGGAGGAGAUGCUGAAGUUUAUGGGUCUGAUGAACUCAACAUGGAUCCUGGAUGGACACGACAUCGUCACAGCCUUCAACCUGUCCUGCUUUAAGGCCAUGGUGGACCUUGGAGGUUGUUCGGGGGCUCUGGCCAGGGAGCUGUCCAAGGCCUACCCCUCCUCCUCUGUCACUGUGCUGGACCUUCCUACAGUCAUCCAGACAGCCAGACAGCACUUCUCUGAACAGGACGACACCAUCGUGUUUCAGGAGGGAGACUUCUUUGAUGGAGACAUCCCUCCAGCUGAUCUGUAUAUCUUGGCCAGAAUCCUCCAUGACUGGAAGGAAGAGAAAUGUGUUCAGCUGCUGAAAAAGAUCCAUGCAUGUUGUCAACCAGGUGGUGGGGUUCUGUUGGUGGAGGCUCUACUGUUUGAGAACCGUCGAGGUCCAGUGAUGGCUCAGAUCUUCUCCCUCAACAUGUUGGUCCAGACGGAGGGGAAGGAGCAUCCUCCCUCUCAGUACUCUAACAUGCUCUCCUUCGCUGGCUUCCACAACGUCCAGGUCUGUCGGACAGGGAAGUCCUACGAUGCCAUCCUGGCCAUCAAAUGA
Messenger RNA from Salvelinus namaycush (lake trout), 1047 nucleotides. RefSeq names its product acetylserotonin O-methyltransferase 2 (gene asmt2). Gene Ontology annotation, biological process: methylation; melatonin biosynthetic process. NCBI's taxonomy places the organism in Eukaryota, Metazoa, Chordata, Actinopteri, Salmoniformes, Salmonidae. The coding region runs from base 1 to 1047 and encodes 348 amino acids. Gene Ontology annotation, molecular function: acetylserotonin O-methyltransferase activity. The record is from RefSeq and is a predicted model, not a curated record. The transcript has 8 exons.